UCAAUAAACAAUAUAAUUGUUGUUUAUUUAGAGAAUAUUAUUCGUUCAAAUUGCAAAGAAAAUAUCAGUAAUUUUUCAGCAGCUAUUGUGGGUGUGUUUGGAAACAGCGUCUCUAGCUAAAAAGGACGUGAAGUGAAUUUUAGUUUAAAACGCAAAAUAUCAACAAUCGAGAGGGGCAAAAGCGCACAACAACAGCAACAAAUAACUGUAGCACCCAAAACUACUGUAGCGGAGUGGGGUGUGGAGCAACACAAUGGUGGAGCCAAUCUUUGAUUAUCAAUUCCGUUUAAUUCUCAUCGGCGACAGCACAGUGGGCAAAAGUUCACUGUUAAAAUUCUUUACAGAUGGAAAAUUCGCCGAGCUUUCGGAUCCCACAGUGGGCGUUGACUUCUUUGCACGCCUCAUCGAGAUGAAGGACGGCACACAGAUCAAACUGCAGCUGUGGGACACGGCUGGGCAGGAGCGCUUCCGUUCCAUAACCAAAUCCUAUUACCGGAACUCCGUUGGUGUGCUACUGGUGUACGAUAUAUCGAAUCAUGCCAGCUUCGAGCAUAUACCGCUCUGGAUGAUGGAGGCGCAACGCCACAUUGAACCGCAUCGUCCCGUUUUUGCGCUCGUCGGCUGCAAGCUGGAUCUGGUGAAUGCGGGCGGACACCGUGAGGUAACCACCGAGGAGGCGCAAACAUUUGCCAAACAGCACGGAUUGCAUUUUGUGGAGACUUCGGCGCGCACCGGCGCCAAUGUCGAGGAGGCAUUUCGCAUGGUCACACAGGAGGUCUAUGCCCGCAUACGAUCCGGCGAAUAUAAGGCCGAAGAUGGCUGGGAUGGCAUAAAAUCCGGCUUUGCGCGGCCAAACAGUUUGGAUUUCAAUCUGGUUGUGGCCGAGCCAGAGAAAUCGUCUUGCUGUUGAUUCAACUAAAACUCUUUGUUUUGUUUUCGUUUAGAGUUUCCACUCAUAUACGUAUAUAUUUAUAUAUAUAUAUAGACUAUAUAUACCAUUUUUUUAUAUAUAUAUAUAUAUUUAAAUUUGAUUUUUUAAUGGAACGUUCAUUAUGCUGAUCUUUAUUCACAUAUGACGGUCUGUAACAUUUUUGUUAACUCGUUUUUAAUAGCGCACCAAAAAUGAAAAAAA
Messenger RNA from Drosophila navojoa, 1132 nucleotides. RefSeq names its product RAS oncogene family member Rab39 (gene Rab39). Gene Ontology annotation, molecular function: GTPase activity; GTP binding. Gene Ontology annotation, biological process: Rab protein signal transduction. The record is from RefSeq and is a predicted model, not a curated record. Lineage: Eukaryota; Metazoa; Arthropoda; Insecta; Diptera; Drosophilidae.